CUCUCUCUCUCUCUCUCUCUCUCUCGCUGCAGUAGGGUUGGUGUAUUAUUGCGGUGGGGGUUGGAUCCAUGUGUGUGUGUAAAGUGCAGGUUUCAGCAGGCUGGAGCUCACACACCAUUGUCCUCUGAUCCCGGAGUGUGUGAGCAUGUGUGUGUUUGCAUAUUCUCACUGCAGCAGUGCUGAUUCUGCACGGAGGAAUUUCCCGUUCGGAAUGUGUGUUCGGAAGAGGGUUAUUAUGCCUGUUUGGGACCUAUAACGGAUACUUGCUGCACUGGAACUGGUUCGGGACAGAUCUGUACCAUAUGCAGGAAUAACUCAAGGGGGCGUUCAUUGCGGAGAACUGCUCUAUGUGUGUGUGUGCUCGUUAAGCCAUGCGGUCGGAGCGCAAGAGUCGUGUGUGUAUCGUAGUGUUGGAGGAGGUGGAAGAUGAGGCGCCAUCCCCUCUCCAUUCCAAAAGCUCCCAGGACCACAUAUCCCAGAAUUCCUCUCAGGACGAGAAGCCUUCUCUGAUAAAAGCCAUAUUUAAUGUGGAUCCAGAUGAAGUUCGUUCUCUAAUAUUCAAAAAAGAAGAUGUGAAUGUACAGGACAGUGAGAAGAGAACGCCGCUCCAUGCCGCAGCAUACCUGGGCGACGUCGAGAUUAUAAAACUGCUCAUUCUGUCAGGGGCCAGAGUGAAUGCCAAAGAUAACAACUGGCUCACUCCUCUCCAUCGGGCAGUAGCAUCAUGUAGUGAGGAGGCGGUAAAGGUGUUGUUGAAACACUCCGCAGAUGUCAAUGCACGGGAUAAAAGCUGGCAGACACCGCUGCACGUAGCCGCGGCCAAUAAGGCAGUACGGUGUGCUGAGGCGUUACUCCCGUUGCUAAGCAACAUAAAUGUGUCAGACCGUGCUGGACGUACAGCUUUGCACCACGCUGCCUUCAGUGGUCACCUGGAGAUGGUUCAGCUGUUGGUGUCCAGAGGUUCAAACGUCAAUGCAAUUGAUAAGAAGGACAGACGAGCCAUCCACUGGGCCGCUUACAUGGGUCAUCUAGAGGUGAUGAAAUUGCUGAUUUCUCAUGGUGCUGAGGUUUGCUGUAGAGAUAAGAAAUCUUACACUCCUCUUCAUGUUGCUGCCUCCAGUGGAAUGAUCAAUGUGGUCAAUUACCUUCUGAAACUGGGUGCCAAUAUUAAUGAGCCAAAUGCAUAUGGAAACACUCCUCUGCAUUUGGCUUGUUAUAACGGGCAGGAUGUUGUGUUGAAUGAACUGAUAGGAGCAGGCGCUGAUGUCAAUCAAGUGAACGAGAAGGGCUUUACCCCGCUGCACUUUACCACUGCCUCCCGCCAGGGGGCGCUCUGCCUUGAGCUGCUCGUGGCCAACGGUGCAAACGUCAACAGCAAGAGUAAAGAUGGUAAAACUCCUCUCCACAUGGCGGCCAUUCACGGACGAUACUCCCGAUCACAGGCUAUUAUUCAGAACGGAGCAGAGAUCAACUGUGAGGACGAGAACGGUAAUUCUCCGCUUCAUAUAGCGGCUCGUUAUGGCCAUGAGCUGCUCAUUAACAGUCUCUUAAUGAGCGGUGCAGACACUGCCAAGCGGGGCAUGCACGGCAUGUUUCCGCUGCAUCUGGCGGCGCUGAGCGGAUAUUCAGGCUGUUGCCGGAAACUGCUCUCCUCAGGUUUUCGCGUUGACUCGCCGGAUAAUUUUGGCAGGACGUGUUUGCAUGCGGCAGCUGCAGGAGGGAACCUUGAAUGUCUAAAUCUGUUGCUUAACUCUGGGGCAGAUUUUAACAAGAAAGACAGAUUUGGGAGGACGGCGCUGCAUUACGCUGCAGCUAACUGUAACUAUCAGUGUUUGUUUGCUCUGGUUGGUUCUGGUGCCAGUGUGAAUGAGCGAGACAUCAGAGGCUGCAGUCCACUGCACUACACCGCUGCAUCCGACGCAGAUGGAAAGUGUGUGGAGUACCUGUUGAGGAAUGAUGCUAAUCCAGCUCUCAGGGAUAAAGACGGAUACAGCGUGGUUCACUACGCCUCUGCAUAUGGACACAGACUCUGUCUGGAACUGAUCGCCAGUGAAACUCCAUUAGAUGUGCUAAUGAACACAUCUGCAUCAGGCAUCUUAAACGACACAGACGUUCAGCCUUCCAUCAGCCCGUUACACUUAGCGGCGUAUCACGGUCACCAUCAUGCUCUUGAGGUUCUGGUCCAGUCUCUGUUGGAUUUGGAUGUGAGGUCGCCUCAGGGUUACACCGCUCUGUGUCUUGCUGCGUUUAAGGGUCACGCGGAGUGUGUGGAUAUUCUGAUCAAUCACGGAGCUUCUUUACUGCAGAAGGACUACACACACAAGAGAAGCCCUAUACACUCUGCAGCUAUAAAUGGUCACUCUGACUGUCUGGCUCUGCUUCUCAACAACACUGAUCAGCACUCAGCCGUUAAUAUACGGGACGGAAAGGGACAGACUCCUCUGAUGUUGGCAGUUCUGGGCGGUUACACUGAUUGUGUGUAUCUUCUGUUGAGUAAAGGAGCCAGUGUGGAUGCCAGAGAUAAAUGGAGCAGGACGGCGCUCCAUCGCGGGGCAGUAAUGGGCCAUGAGUCGUGUGUUGAGGCUCUGUUGCUGCACAGAUCCAGUGUGUUGGUGCAGGACAGUAGGGGGCGCUCUCCUCUGCACCUGGCAGCUGCUUGUGGGCACGUGGGUGUCCUGCGGAGCCUUCUGAAAGCAGCUCAGUCCCUGAAGACCCUCCCAGUUCUCAAGGAUAACUGCAGAUACACACCCCUGCACUGGGCGUGUUACAACGGUCAUGACACGUGUGUGGAGCUGCUCUUAGAACAGGAAGCCUUUCAUAAGAUGGAUGGAAACUCCUUCAGUCCGCUACACUGUGCAGUAAUUAACGAUAACGAGUCCACAGCGGAGAUACUGAUCGAAACUUUGGGUCCAGCGAUCGUCAACGCCACAGACUCGCAAUCCAGAACACCCCUCUAUGCCGCUGCGUUCACGAAUCGUGUGGAGUGCUUACAGCUUCUGCUGGGUCACAACGCUCGGGUGAAUGCCAUCGACGCACUGGGCAAAACGCCACUCAUGAUGGCGGCUGAGUACGGACAAACUAACGCCGUAGAGGUUUUACUGAGCAGUGCAAAGGCAGACCUCACCAUACAGGACGCAAACAAAAACACAGCACUGCAUCUCGCCUGCAGCAAGGGGCAUGAAACCAGUGCCUUAUUAAUUCUGGAGAAAACCACAGAUCGAAAUCUCAUCAAUUCCACAAACACAGCGCUGCAGACGCCGCUACACAUCGCGGCUCGUAACGGUCUGACGGUGGUCGUGCAGGAGCUGUUGGGUAAAGGAGCCAGUGUUCUCGCCGUGGAUGAAAACGGUUACACUCCAGCUUUGGCUUGUGCCCCGAAAAAAGAUGUGGCCGACUGUUUGGCGCUGAUACUCGCCACCAUGUUGCCCAUUUCUCCCAGCAGUACCGGCACCAUGUCGAGCCUCAAAUUUGCCACCAUUAACCACUACUCCAGCCCAUCCACAACUGUGACCUUUGACCCAUUACCCAUGCUGCGGUCGGAGCAUGUCUCCUAUCGUAACUUCAACAGCAUGGGGCGCGAGGACGGCCUCAUCAUCCCUGACGAACUCAAUGAUUCAGACUCAGAAACAUACUGACUGCCCUGUCCCGCCCCAGUGUCUUAAGAUAUCGGCGAAUGGUGACUACAGUAAUAUAGGUUGUUCCUUUAUGGUUCGUGCACCCCAAGUCUCAGGAACGAGCAGAAAAACAGGAAAAUAAUGGGCACAGAAACACCGGCUGAAAUGAUGGUUUGACCACGAUACCGGUGUGGUUUCUGUUUAUUCUCUACAAUAGACAAGUUUAAAUGUAUGUUGCAUCCUAAACUGAAAUUCUGCCAUCAUUUACUCACCCUCAUGUUGUUCUAAACCUGUAUAACUUCUGUGGAACACAAAAGGAGAUGAUGGGCAGAAUGUUCAUGCUGCUCUCUUCCAUGUACGUAAUGAAAGUGAACGGGUACUGAGUGUUUCCAAAAUGACAGAAAAGUGCCGUUACAGUUGCAAAAUGAACAAAAUUGACCCAAAAAACAAAAUGCUGAUAUAGUUGAACAAUGAUAAAAAACUACAAAAAGCACCACUAAAGUUGAGAAAACAAAUAAAAGUUCUAUAAUGACCCAAAAAAGCAGCAAAAAAGUUCCUUAAAAAAUCUUCUUAAAAGAAAAAACAAGAACUACAUUGAAAAUGAAUUAAUCACUAACAAACGCCUUCAUCGGCCAACAUCAAAGGAAAAUGCUAGAUGCGUGUAUGACUUUAAUACUACAACUUCAGUUUAAUCAUUGACCACGUCGUUUACUCAUUUUAACCACUUAUAGUUCUAAACAUAAAUGACAAAUAUUGGCAUUUGUGCAUCAUUUCCUGUAAAGCUGCUUUGAAACCGCCUGUUGUGAAAAGUGAUAUACAAAUAAAUUUGACUUGACUAUGACAAAAACUUCCAAAGAAAAACAGCAAUAAAAGUUCCACAAUGACAAAAAAUGACAAAAAGCAGGUUAAAAAGUUCAGUAAUUACCAGAAAUUCAAAAAAGAUUCAAAAAAGUUGUACAAGUUCUGCAAUGACAGAAAAGCCCCAUACAUCUUCUACAUUUUGUCAGUUACACAAUGUCAAAAAAAAGCACUAAAAAGCACAUUAA
Xyrauchen texanus (razorback sucker) is the source of this 4660-nucleotide messenger RNA. Its product is annotated as serine/threonine-protein phosphatase 6 regulatory ankyrin repeat subunit A-like. Gene Ontology annotation, molecular function: protein binding. The transcript is spliced from 28 exons. Lineage: Eukaryota; Metazoa; Chordata; Actinopteri; Cypriniformes; Catostomidae. Bases 372 to 3635 code for a protein of 1087 amino acids. Gene Ontology annotation, cellular component: cytoplasm. The record is from RefSeq and is a predicted model, not a curated record.